Myotis myotis is the source of this 2281-nucleotide messenger RNA. RefSeq names its product ADP ribosylation factor like GTPase 4A (gene ARL4A). The transcript is spliced from 2 exons. Gene Ontology annotation, biological process: vesicle-mediated transport; intracellular protein transport. Lineage: Eukaryota; Metazoa; Chordata; Mammalia; Chiroptera; Vespertilionidae. Bases 211 to 813 code for a protein of 200 amino acids. Gene Ontology annotation, cellular component: cytoplasm. Gene Ontology annotation, molecular function: GTP binding; GTPase activity. The record is from RefSeq and is a predicted model, not a curated record.
UUUCAGUGCAGCGAGCGCCAGAGCUGCGUGGACAUCCGAGCUGAGCGGCCGCGCGGGGCUUCUCCCCACCGCGUAGCGACGCCUACCAAUGCUUUCUCCUUGGGAGAGUCCAGUUCGGGAGCAGUCUGGUAGCUGGAUCCCCUGGGAAGAAAAGUUGUAAAGCAUUGAGAAGAAAGCCUUUCAAUUUGGAACACUUACUUGCAACUGGAAAUGGGGAAUGGACUGUCAGACCAAACUUCUAUCCUGUCCAGCCUGCCCUCGUUCCAGUCCUAUCACAUUGUUAUUCUGGGUUUGGACUGUGCUGGAAAAACAACUGUGUUAUACAGGCUGCAGUUCAACGAAUUUGUAAAUACUGUGCCCACCAAAGGAUUUAACACCGAGAAAAUUAAGGUAACCUUGGGAAAUUCUAAGACAGUCACUUUUCACUUCUGGGAUGUAGGUGGUCAGGAGAAAUUAAGACCACUGUGGAAGUCAUACACCAGAUGCACGGACGGCAUUGUGUUUGUUGUGGACUCUGUUGAUGUUGAAAGGAUGGAAGAAGCGAAAACCGAACUUCAUAAAAUAACUAGGAUAUCAGAAAACCAAGGAGUCCCUGUACUUAUAGUUGCUAACAAACAAGACCUGAGGAACUCAUUGUCUCUCUCAGAAAUUGAGAAAUUGUUAGCAAUGGGGGAACUGACCUCGUCAACUCCCUGGCAUUUGCAGCCCACCUGUGCAAUCAUAGGCGAUGGACUCAAGGAAGGACUGGAGAAACUACAUGAGAUGAUAAUUAAAAGAAGAAAAAUGCUGCGGCAACAGAAAAAGAAAAGAUGAGUGGUGAUAACCUUUCAUAUCUGUGUGGAGUAGAUUUCCUCUGGUCUGAUUUUGACAAAUGGAAGCCUGGUUUGCCUGCCUGUCCUUCUGGAUGCUGUUAAAGCUUUGUUUUGUUGAACAGUCAGAUGCCCAACUCUGUUUCCUUGUGGAAGAUGAGUAAAUGCAGUGCUUCUUAAAAUGGUCUCUUCUCCCUACCCCACAAAUCUUUUGGUACUGCCAUUUUGGGAAGCCAAGCAAGGAUAGUAAAUUGACCAGAAAACAGUUGUUGAAAUUUGACCUGAAGUUAGAGAAAUAAAACUUUGAAGAAGAAUGUCUGCCUAGUGUUUUGUGCUUAUGUUUUCUUGAGGGGCGGGGGUGGGGGAGGGGAAUGGCUUUGCAAGGAAAUUGCUUACAAGGCUUUUUAUGUAAAGAUAAAAUGCUAAUGGAUGGAAAUGUUAAGGUAGAUUAAUAUAUAUACAGUAAUAUUGGUUAUAUUGGUCCACCUAGUAAGGGACAAACGGAAAUGUUUGUUUUUUUAAGUUUUGGCCAAAUGAAUUUUGAUAUUUUCUGCAGUCAAAUAAUGUAAUGCUGUAUCUUAUUUCUAGACAAUGUUUAAGUUGGUCUAACUUAAAUUAAUAAAGAUGAGCUAUUUGAGGCAUAUUCAAAUCAAGUGCAUGGAUUAGUUCUCCCAACACAGCAUGUUUUGGUGUGUAGUCUUCUACUUUUUAGAAAUAGCUAUACAUCUUUCUACACAGUCAAGUUUAAGACACCUUUUGGUGGGGGGCAGGGGAUUUAGAAAUAGUUUGUUAUCAGAAGCACUUCUACUUGGAAAACCUAAUUUCACUUAAUUCUUUCAUAUACUAAAUUUGGGCAUGUAGACUUGUUAUAAAUGCGUAUGUUUGGAUGUAUGCCUGGAUUUAUGAAAAAAGCAAUUGAUGAAUUCAGACAAGAGGAUGUAAUUUGCAAUACUUGGUCUUUAAAGUAUUCCAGUUGUAAAAUGCUUUAUUAACAUUCGCUGGCUAAACACAGAUGUGAUUUUUCAUAUAUUUUUGUAAUGUUUUGAAAGGAGCAAUAGCUUUAUAAACAGCACCUGAUGCACUGUGGAGUGAAAAAUGUAAGAGAUAAUCUUAUCUUAUACUCUGAGCUUUAAUUUUUUGUUUACAAACAACAGUGUUACACAGGCAGAACAGUCCUGAUUAUAAGGUAGGAAGAAAUGAUACAGUACUGCAGAAAAGAAUUACAGUUAUAGAAAAUGAAGGGGAAAGUAGCAAAGCUGUGUUUUGUGAAAUUCACUGGUGCUGUUUACAUUGGAAUGCACAAACCCUAUAAAUUAAAAGGAGGAAAAACCUUUAUCUAAUUCUUAUCUACAGGCAAAGACUUAACUUCCAGUGAUCAUAUAUGAACAAAUCAACAUAAUUUCUACAUGUAAAGCCAACAUUUAUUUGUAAUGAAGAUAACCAAAAGAAAUUCACUUUGUUAACAAGGUAUU